GGAUUUGUAGAUUUGUCUAUUCAGAUGCGCAAAACGGGCGUUGACCACCAAAUAUACGCACAACAGGAAAACACAGUGAUUGCAUCAUAAUGGCAGCAGAAGAAGCACAAAACAGAGGAGGAAAGAGAUGGUCUCUCACCGGAAUGACAGCUCUUGUUACCGGCGGCACUCGUGGAAUCGGACAUGCCAUAGUGAAUGAUCUAGCUGCAUUUGGUGCUACUGUACACACUUGUUCAAGGACAGAAUCAGAGCUUAAUAAGUGCUUAAAAGAAUGGCAAACUCAAGGCUUUUUGGUUACUGGAUCGGUCUGUGAUGUAAGUUCUCGACCACAGAGAGAGAACCUUGUUCAACAAGUGUCCUCCACCUUCAAUGGCAAGCUCAAUAUUUUUAUAAAUAAUGUUGGAACAAACUUUAGAAAGCCAACAAUUGAUUACACAGCUGAAGAAUAUUCAGAGCUAAUGACAAUUAAUUUAGACUCAGCAUUCCAUCUCAGCCAACUUACACAUCCUCUGCUAAAAGAAUCAAGAGUGGGAGGAAGCAUUGUGUUCAUUUCAUCUGUUGCAGGUGUGGUCAGCUUAGGUACUGGAGCUGUCUAUGCUGCAAGUAAAGCUGCAAUUAAUCAGCUUACAAAAAAUUUGGCUUGUGAAUGGGCAAAAGAUGGUAUAAGGAGCAAUUGUGUUGUACCAUGGGCAACCAGAACUCCACUUGUAGAACAUCUAUUACAAAAUCAAAAGUUUGUGGAUGAUAUAAUGGCUAGAACCCCUCUUAAGCGCAUUGCAGAACCAGAAGAAGUGUCCUCUUUGGUGACUUUCCUUUGUUUGCCUGCUGCAUCUUACAUCACUGGACAAGUUAUCUGUGUUGAUGGUGGAUUAACUGUGUUUGGAUUUCAACCCAGCAUGAUAAUUACCUGAAAUAAUGCAAUUCCUCAUCUGUUUAUGUUUCCUUAUUUCAACUCUCAUGGUGUCUGGUUUGUUGUGACAAAUGAUCACCUUGAAAAUAAUGUCUCUACUCUAUAUGUAUUUGAAUAAUAUUACUUAUGAAAAUUAAUAAUUCAUUCAUGUUUCAGGUUAUCAAAAA
This is a messenger RNA of Trifolium pratense (red clover), 1077 nucleotides long. RefSeq names its product tropinone reductase homolog At5g06060-like. The record is from RefSeq and is a predicted model, not a curated record. The transcript has 5 exons. NCBI's taxonomy places the organism in Eukaryota, Viridiplantae, Streptophyta, Magnoliopsida, Fabales, Fabaceae. Gene Ontology annotation, molecular function: oxidoreductase activity. The coding region runs from base 90 to 911 and encodes 273 amino acids.